Astrephomene gubernaculifera is the source of this 2605-nucleotide messenger RNA. The record is from the annotation of a GenBank genome assembly. NCBI's taxonomy places the organism in Eukaryota, Viridiplantae, Chlorophyta, Chlorophyceae, Chlamydomonadales, Astrephomenaceae.
CCCAAAUUACCAAACCAUGCAUCAUUUAGAUGGGUAUAUGUCCUUGUGGGUAGCGUAGCUACACCUAUCUUAACUGAACGAGCAAAAUAAUGGGCCGCUAUGUCCAAUCCUGUUAACGCAAAAGCAAUAAGCGUAGACAAUUUGAAUCUUAUGGUAUAGCUGCAUUGCAAGGCCUGGAAGCUGACGAGUGACGGCAGAAAUGAUGCCAGGGUGGUUGGUAGCUUUUCUCUUUACACUCUUGCAACUGAGCGCAGGAGCAAACCAUAGCACAGAUGUGAUUACUGCCAGCGAAGCGAGGUAUCUCGACCUGGACGAUGCGUUAACAUGGCUUGGUUCGACUGUGGUGGAUGACUUAGUUCCUAUCACAGGUCCAACACGGCAGUUGCAGCAGUUGCAGCAACAUCAGCAGCGGUCAGCCACAUCCAGGACUUCCCAGCGAGCGGUGGAGAAGCGGUGCCGGGGAACGCAGGGCAGCUGGUGUGUGGGUUACAACAGCCAACCCCCCGCUCCCCCGCCGCGGCCAGCCCCCCGCGGCAACCGCACCUGUCCCCGCAACUGCAGCGGUGUGGGGAACUGCAACCACGACACGGGUACCUGCGACUGCCCUGCAGGCUCGCAGGGUCCCGACUGCGGCUCGGUGCUGUUGCGCCCCUGCACAACCCACUUCCGCCACCGCGGGGACGUCCCGGCGGGGCACAUCGAUGCGGAGGGACGCGACCUGGGGCUCACGGACGAGGGGUACACGGAGUCCCGGUGCACAGGCAUCUGCGACCCGGUGACGGCCCGAUGCUUCUGCGACGGCAAGUACCGCCGAGUGAACCCGCCCCCCGGCUCCCCCCCCGGCACACCCGCGCCCGUGCGGGGCCGGCCGCUGCCCAACCACGUGUGCCAGGUGAGCGACGACGGCAAGGGUAACAAGCUGGAGUGGGGUCAGGUGCCCUGGCAGCAGAUCUACGGACCCGACGGCUGGUGCAACUCGGACAAGCCGGUCAUCAACUGCGGCUGCAUGUUCGACGGAUUCUCCGGGGAGCUGUGCGACGAGGUGACGGAGACCAUGUGCCCCAACCAGUGCUCGGGCCACGGCGAGUGCGACAGCGGCUUCUGCAAGUGCCAUGCGGGCUGGUACGGCACCGACUGCGCAAGGAAGGCGGCGGGGCUGCGGACAGAGCCGGGUCUGCAUGAGACCGGCUCUCGGCCCUGGCUAACCGACACCGUACGGGUAUCUCCGGAGGCCGCGCUAGCAGCUGCAACCACCGCUACCACCGCCACCACCGGAGCUGCGGUUGCGGGAACGACCGAAGCCUCAUCAAAGCUUGCCGCUACUGCAGCUGCUGCGGCUGGUGCUGCUGGUGGUGGUGCGGUGGCUCGCAAGCGGCCGCUGAUCUACGUGUACGACCUGCCUCCCGCCUACAACGCGCGCAUGUUGCAGUACCGCAACGACCGGGGGCUGUGCACCUGGCGCACCUUUGGGUCGGGUAACGCCAGCGAGACGUUCGGUUGGACGUACGGGCUGGAGGUGCUGAUGCAUGAGAUGAUGCUGCAGAGCGAACACAGGACGUUUGACCCCGACCAAGCGGACUUCUUCUACGUCCCGGUGUACGGCAGCUGCUUCAUUUACCCCGUCCACUGCUACGCGGAUGGGCCCUGGUGGCAUGUGCCUUCGGGCCCCCGAGUGAUGCAUGUGACCAACAUGAUGCUGGAGGUCCGCGACUGGAUUCGGCAGCACUUCCCCUUCUGGGACAGGCGGGGUGGUCGGGACCACAUCUGGCUGAUGACGCAUGACGAAGGGGCCUGCUACGCACCCACAGAGAUCUACAACACCUCCAUCCUGCUCACCCACUGGGGCCGUACCGACCCCUCCCACACCAGCAACACCGCAUACACACCCGAUAACUACACACAGGAGUUCCUGCACCCGCAGCAGCCGGGCGGCUGGCUGGGUCGCAUUGCGGGACACCCCUGCUACACGCCGGGGAAGGACCUGGUCAUCCCCGCACUCAAGCUGCCGCCCCACUACUCCGCCAGUCCACUGCUCUUCCACCCGCCCCGCCACCGCCCCACGCUGCUGUUCCUGCGGGGGGACGUGGGGAAGACCCGACUGCCCAACUACAGCAGGGGCAUCCGACAACGGCUGUACGAGCUCGGCAAACUCCACGACUGGCGCUCCCGCUACGCCGUCCUCAUCGGCGACGGCUCAGACGUCCCCGGCAGCUACUCCGAGCAACUAGCCAGCUCGCGUUUCUGUGUGGUGGCGCCCGGAGAUGGCUGGAGCGCGCGGAUGGAGGACGCGGUGCUGCAUGGCUGCAUCCCCGUGAUCAUCAUGGAUGGGGUGUCGGGGGUGUGGGAGGAGCAGCUUGCGCUGGCGAGGGCAAGUGUGCGAGUGCGGGAGGGGGAGCUGGAGGGGCUGCCGGAGAGGCUGGCGGCGAUUCCGGAGCGGGUGGUGGCGGGGAUGCAGCGGCGGCUGAGGAGGUUCUGGCACAGGUAUGCCUACGCCAGCCACCCGCUCCUCGCCAAGCAGAUGAAGGAGGUCAUCAAACGCAACGUGGAGGUCUGGAAGGUGAGGGGCGGCGGGCAGCAGCAACAACCACACAACGAUGACAACGAC